Molecule: messenger RNA, 1386 nt
Organism: Ruditapes philippinarum (Manila clam)
Lineage: Eukaryota; Metazoa; Mollusca; Bivalvia; Venerida; Veneridae
Exons: 8
Coding region: 1-1386 (461 amino acids)
Source: RefSeq, a predicted model, not a curated record
AUGGCUGCUGCAAGGUGGUCAAAGUGCAUUGGUGUAGAGGAACAUUCUGUGAAGAACGUUGCUCGUGACAAAGAAACGUUGCAGUCAACACUUUCCAUGCGAAGCUCUGACAUAAUAGUAGAUGGAGAUAGAGAUCAGAAUCUAGAAAAAGGUUCUUGUAUCAACAUUGAAAAGAAAGGAGAAUCCUGGUUACAAGUGGAUCUUGGAGAUAUGUACACUGUCUUUAACAUCAGAGUAUUUCUUGCUGAUCCAGGAGACAAUUUGGAAGACUGUUUUGAACAACCAUGGACAUAUCGCGGCAAUGCAAACACAACAGAAAGCGGAUUUCCCUGUCAGCCGUGGAACAUUACACAUGAUAUAUUUCAUUACAUGCCUCCAGAUUCGUUUGGAUUUCGAGUUGGGGAAAAUUACUGUCGUAGUGCGAAUCUGGAUUACCGGUAUUAUUUUUGGUGUAGGACACAUAUUGCUCAUUUGAAACGGUGUGACAUACAGUUAAGAAACCAAAAAUUAUGGUGUUAUACCACCAAUCCCGAAUUAGAGUGGGAGUACUGUGCCGUGAAAAAAUGUGUAAAAGCUUCAACAAGUAACGUCAUUCUGAAAAUCGGAACCACAGAGAGCAAUAUUGAAACGCCCGAGUUCAUGGACAAUUCUGGUUUGUCAGAGAACAUACUUGAAUUUGUGCUACAUAAUAACCCUCAAGCAAGAUACGUAGAAAUUCAUCAAGAUUACACAACAGACUAUUUCCCUCUUUGUGAAGUAGAAGUAUAUGGAAUAUCAAAUGAUACAAUCAAUGCUGCACUUCAUAAGCCAGCUGAGCUAUCUUCUGUCUAUGGAGAUUUUGGACCUCAUCUUGCUGUGGAUGGUAUUCGCACCAAAAGUUCUUAUUUUGCUACAGAAAAAGAAUUGAAUCCUUGGUGGCGUGUUGACCUUUCUGGCAUUUAUGUGGUUUUCCUGAUUAGACUAUUCAAUCGCCUAGACUGUUGCAUUAGACUUGCCAGGAGAGAGGCACUUGGUUUCCGUAAAUUGCCUAAUUGUGGUGGUCAUUUGAGAAGAUUCCAGGGGUAUAUGACCGUUAGAGCGUACAAGGAAAGGAGAAUCCUGGUUACAAGUGGAUCUUGGAUCAUGGACAAAACCGGACAGUACCAUUCUCCAGAUGAUGAUACUGUUUGCAACUCUCUGAAGAACGUUGCUCGUAACAAAGAAACUUUUCAGUCAUCAACUCUUACCACACACAGUUGUAGCAUAAUAGUUGACGGAGAUAGAGAUCAGAAUCUAGAAAAUGGUUCCUGUAUCAACAUUGAAAAGAAAGGAGAAUCCAGGUGGAUCUUAGAGAUAUGUACACUAUCUUUAACAUCAGAGUAUUUCUUGCUGACCAAAUUAUUGUGA